UGUUGGCAUGAAGCUGGACUCUAUGGUGACAGUAACUGAGAAGAGGUCUCUAAAGAAAAUAUUGGACAUUAUGGACAAUGUGAGGUCGAGGGAAAUGUUCCAGAAAACACACCUGCGUGAUCUGUCAACCCCAGACACUCUGACCACCUCUGCCAUUGGUCCAUCCACAAACCAGUAGGAGACUGCGCUGCUGCCUUCAGAGUGGGAGUUGUCUCAGGUGGAAAGCUUAAAAGCGAGCUCCUGUCCCCACCGUCCCCUCAGCAGAACCAUCAAUCAACAUGAUUCCCAUCGUGCUGGCCUCGGUGCUCUUUGCUGGCGCCCUCGGGUGCGGCACCCCAACUUUUGAGCCUUUAACAUCCCGUGUGGUCAACGGAGUGGACGCCAAGCCCCACAGCUGGCCCUGGCAGAUCUCUCUGCAGUACAACAAAGACGGUGAGUGGAGGCACACUUGUGGAGGAUCUUUGAUUGCUGCCAACUGGGUCAUGACUGCUGCUCACUGCAUCAAUGAGCAGCUCUCCUACAGGGUGUUUGUGGGCAAACACAACCUGGUUGAAGAUGAAGCUGGCUCCCAGGCCAUCCUGCCCGAGAAGUUUGUCGUCCACGAGAAGUGGAACCCCAUCUUUGUGGCUUUCGGUAACGACAUUGCCCUGAUUAAGUUGUCCGAGCCUGUGACUUUGAGUGAUCAGGUGAAGUUGGCGUGCAUUCCCCCUGCUGGUACUGUGCUGGAGAACCUCUUCCCCUGCUACAUCACUGGGUGGGGCAGGAUCUACACCGGAGGCCCCAUCGCUGAUGAGCUGCAGCAGGCUUUGAUGCCUGUGGCCGACCAUGCCACCUGCUCCCAGCUUGACUGGUGGGGCAUCGCAGUUAGGACCACCAUGGUGUGCGCUGGUGGGGAUGGAGUUGUGGCUGGAUGCAAUGGUGACUCCGGUGGUCCUCUGAACUGUAAGAACGCUGAUGGUGUCUGGGAGGUCCAUGGUAUUGCCAGCUUUGUGUCUGGUCUUGGCUGCAACUUUGUAAAGAAGCCCACUGUCUUCACCAGAGUCUCAGCUUUCAAUGACUGGAUCGAUCAGGCUAUGAUGAACAACUGAAGAAGAAAAUAUCCCAAUAAUAAUACCCAGUACCAGAUUUGAA
This is a messenger RNA of Austrofundulus limnaeus, 1131 nucleotides long. RefSeq names its product elastase 3 like (gene ela3l). The coding region runs from base 279 to 1088 and encodes 269 amino acids. The transcript has 9 exons. NCBI's taxonomy places the organism in Eukaryota, Metazoa, Chordata, Actinopteri, Cyprinodontiformes, Rivulidae. The record is from RefSeq and is a predicted model, not a curated record. Gene Ontology annotation, biological process: proteolysis. Gene Ontology annotation, molecular function: serine-type endopeptidase activity.